GAAGGCAGCAGAGGGGGUAGAGGUGGAUCCCACGCAUGGCACAGAGGGAGCGGAGACGUCGCCGUCCAUCUGUGGCGGAGUACGGCGUGGCGCCAGAGACGUCGGCAGCGGGAACCGGUCUACUUUCCGGCCGUUCAGGGACCGAGAGAGAGAGAGAGAUCGGGCCCAGAUGACAAGAUCCUUGGUGUGGGAGUGCCCACAAGGAGAGCCAUCAUCAUCUCCUCCUCGAGCUUGGACAGGUGAUGGAAAAGCCAAUUAUCAUGUGAAAUGUGGGUUUGGUGAUCAGGGUGCUGGAGAAAGAGGGAGAUGGAAUCCCACCAUUCUUCCAUCUUUUAGGGAUGUCGAAAAGAACUAUGCUUGUUCCCAGCAACUGUACAGGACUAAAAGGGGUGGGGGGGGAGAGGCAGGAAGGCAGAGAGAGAGAGAGAGAGAUCAUAGCUCCUGGUUGGAAGGGAAAAGGCCACCCCUUGGCCCAAACAGGUUGUGCGGCAUUCGAGGGCCGAACGCAACGCAAGAAGGUCCAGAAAAGAUGGAAAAGUUGGAGAUGGAGGCCUCCAGAAACCGGGUACCACAGCUUAGCAGAAGGAGAGAGCAAGAGGCCAGCGUCCUUGCACAGGAGAAGACCGCCUGUGUGCCAUCCACACCACCGUCCCAGAACUGGUUUGCACCCUGGAAUUUUCUUCAGAUCCCCAAGGACACUGGAAUGAGAAAGGAUGUGUCCUCCCUUCCUUCUCUCUCUCUCUCUCUCUCUCCCCCCCCCUUUUGUUUUCACGCUUCCACCCUCUCCCUUUUCUUGCGAGUCUGGCUUUUUAAACUUUUCAGGGGGAGGGGAGCCUCCAUGGUCGCUGGGAGAGAGAGAAUUUACACCCACCCAGCCAGGGGAGUUUGUGAGAGCAGAAGCAGUCCCUCCUUUCCAAAGGCCACAGGGCGGGCAUCUUGCGCGUGGCACCCUCAGGAACGGCUGGCCUUCACGUGGCGCUUUCACGGCGAGAAGGAAAGGGUCCCUGACGGAGGGAGCCGUGAGCCUGCCUUCCUCUGUUUCAGGGUGGGUGCUCCAAAAAAAAUCCCAGUGCCUUCCUAGCACAGUUUGAAGGGAGAUGCCAUCGCGGUCCACCUCUUUCUCAUCCGCUGGAAGACGCAGCAGCCAAGGCCUCGCCGACCCGUCCACACCUUGGACAGGGGCUCCCAGGAACCUAAAAGAGGGUUUGUUUUGUGGAAAUGAAGCCUCUCCUCCCCCCCCCAGCGCAGAAUGGCUUGUGGGGCAGCUGAAGAGGCACAUCUGGGUGGGGAUGACGUCUAGCAGGUUGGACAGGCGGGGAGGAUUGGCUUGCUUGCUGUAACAGCCUGUAGCGCUCAGGACCCUCUCCAAGGUGGGCUAGACUACAACUCCCAUAAUCCCCCUGACCGGCUUAUUGGGGGGAGUGUAAUCCAAGUGCCGCUGGCGGGUGGCCAGGUGAGGGAAGAUCCCGGCAAAUCUGGCUUCCAAGGCGAAAGGUGGUGGCCGACAACUGGAAAUCCCAAAGAAGGGGUGGGGAUGGGAGUUGGAAAGGAUUAUCCAUGGUGGCCGUUUUCUUUUAGCUUUAAAAAAAGGGGGUGGUGGUUAUGAGACUGGAGAAAGGGGGGGGACUUUUUGUUUUUGAAAAAGAACUAUCCUAAGAAAAGUGCACAGCAUGUUCCCAAAUGUGUCCCCCCCCCCAAUUGUUAAAGAGUUGGACAAGAAAAUGCAUGAGUGCCUCCCUCAACUCCCUUCUGGUCCAAAAGCUCCUCCUUUGCUCUCCUCUCCUCCUAGAUCAUGGGGACCCCUUCCCCUGUUCCUCCCGUGCGCAGCCUCACCUGACGUGGGGUGGAUCUCUCCCCGGGCAUCCCCCCCCUCGCCUAAAAUUAGGGCCUGGCUUUCAGUGAUCGUCAAAGCCACCAGGGCAGACGAACGGUGCGGGCCUUCCCGUAAUGCGUAAGGCGCAAAAGAUAUGGGGGGGAACCCUAGCUUUCAAGAGCGUCGGGUAGAUGUUUCGAUGAC
This is a messenger RNA of Pogona vitticeps (central bearded dragon), 2017 nucleotides long. The record is from RefSeq and is a predicted model, not a curated record. NCBI's taxonomy places the organism in Eukaryota, Metazoa, Chordata, Lepidosauria, Squamata, Agamidae.